AUGAUGGAUAUUAGUCAUUAUUCACAAACGAAUUAUUAUUUUAUUAUUAUAAUUAACUUAUGUUUAUUAAUUCAAGGUCAAUUCUAUUUACCUAAUGAAUGUUUUAUGACAUUUGAUAAUGCAUCAGUAACAUCUGACCCUUCAAAUCCAAAUACAAAUAUAUUUCUAUGUCCAUCAUCAUGUUAUACAAUGCGAUAUCUAUCUAAUCAACAAGAAUAUCCAUUAUUUGGUAAUGAAACAUAUUCAGGAAAUUCGCUGAUAUGUAAAGCAGCUUUACAUGAUGGUCGUAUUGCUCCAUGGAAUGAAACAAAUUCUACAAUAUUAAUAAGAAAUAGUUCAUUUCGAUCAUCAACAUUUAUAAGCACGCUUAGAAAUGGAAUUCUUUCAACUAAAUUAGUUGGUAAUUCAUAUUUAGUUUAUCAAUUUCUUAAUAAUCGAAUAAAUGAAACAUCAAUACCUGAUAUAGCUAUUGAACAUCGAAAAUAUCUUUAUUCUCAAAAUCAAUCAUCAAGUAUAACAUGUAGAAGUAAAUUAGAUCUUUAUCCAAUUCAAUCGAUUAAUAUUGAUCAAGGAUGGAAACAUUGGACAGAAAAUCGUUUAAAAUAUUUUACAUUUCCUCGAAAUUUAACUCGAAAUCAAUCAUUAACUUUUUGUUUAAAUAAUAAUGGAACAUUAAUGUAUUGGGCAAAUUCAACUGAACAAGAAAUACUUCAAAGAAUUCUUACAACAACAAUUCAUGAUUUAUUUCAUUUUCAAAGAAGUUCAGCUAAUAAUAAUACAUUAACUUUUUUUAUUGGUUUAAAACAAAUUAAUCGAAUUAAACAAUGGGAAUCAAAUGUUAUUUCAUAUAAUAAAUCAUUGGAAACAAAUUUUACUUCAAUAAUAAAUGAAGAAGAUUAUUGUACAAUAAUUCAAUCAAAUGGUUCUAAUAUUCAAUCAAUAAGAAUAUAUGAUCAUAAAUGUGAUGAUAUAAGUAUUCGUGGAUAUCCACUUUGUCGUCUUUUACCAUCUGUUAUAAAUGAUGAAAAUGAUUUUAUUUAUCGUAUUGAAACAGAUAAUGAAGCAAAAAAUUUAAUUGGUGUUAUUGAUUUUUGUUCGGAAUUAGGUGGAUAUCCAAUUUAUGCAAAUAAUGCUUAUGAAUGGCAAUUAAUUCAAGAAAUAAUGUUAAAAGAUUCAAAUUUUAAUGUUGAUUAUGUUUAUACAAGUUUAAUAUCUCAAACAAAACAAGUUCAAGAUGCAUAUUGGAUGCCAAGAAAUAUUUCUUACAAUAGUUCAUUAGAUUAUAUAUGGUUUACUGGAUCUCGAGGUACAGAUCGAACAGGAUAUCAUUUAUCAAAAGCUUAUGAUGAAUCUUAUUAUGCUUUAUAUGAUAUAAAUCCAUAUUCAAAUUUAAAUAGACUUCGAUUUUGUCGUAAAGAUGAUAUUCGAACAUUAAUAAAACAAUCUUCAUUAUGUAAUUAUAAAUCUUGUAUAUCAAAAUGUUUAAAUAUAACUCUUCCAAAUCAAAGUGAUGAUGCAAGAUUUGGUUUUUAUAGUUGUAUACCAAAAAAUAGUUUAGUUGGAAUUGUUUAUACACAAUCAUUUCCUGAUUAUGGUGAUUUUAUUCGACCUAAUCUACCAAUGGAUUAUAGUGUUGGACUUCGAAGAAAAUUUAAUGAAUCAUUAAUAUUAAAUUUUGAACAAACAGAUAAAGAUCUUCGUUAUGAUUGUUAUGAAUAUAUAAAUUUUGAUAGAUUAUCAACAUUAAAUGAUACAAUUAAAUUAUUAUGUGAUUCAUCAAAUACAAAUAAUAAAACAAUAAAUGGAAUUAGUUUUAAAAAAGAUUUUAAUGGUCUUAUAUCAAUUUCUUUAGAAAAUAAACGAAUAUCAGGACAUCAUACAAGAUUUAUUGAUUAUCAACUUUACGAUAGUCGAUGUAGUUAUCAAGGUAUAUAUCAUCCAUAUAUAAAUCAAUGUAUUUGUGCACCAGGUUUUUAUGCAAAUCAAUGUCAAUAUAGUUGUCCACCAGGUUAUUACGGACAAACUUGUGAUUAUUAUUGUCAAGGUGAUGAUGAUUAUUGUAAAGGUUUAUUAAUUUGUUUACCUGAUCCAUAUGGAUGUUCAUGUUAUACUGGUUGGUAUGGAACUAGUUGUAAUAUAAGUUGUCCAAUUAAUCAAUAUGGACCUGAUUGUUCUUAUCAAUGUCCAUGUUCAAAUUGUAAUAGAUUUACAGGUGUUUGUAAUUGUACUGGAACAGAAUGUUAUAAUGGUAUAUAUACUCGUUCGGAAUUACAAUCAAGAUGUUCAUCAUCGUCGUCAUCAUCAUCAUCUAAUUUAGUAUUAUUAAUCGUUAUUCCAAUAAUUAGUUACAUUCAAAACGUGGAGAAAAUAAUAUGA
This is a messenger RNA of Rotaria sordida, 2376 nucleotides long. The record is from the annotation of a GenBank genome assembly. Lineage: Eukaryota; Metazoa; Rotifera; Eurotatoria; Philodinida; Philodinidae.